UCUAUCCGGCGAGAUUAUCAGCUGGGAGAGAUGAGCGCGAGCCUGAGUGAGCAGUAUGAGGAGAAGGUGCGUCCGUGCAUCGACCUGAUUGACUCUCUGCGCGCGCUCGGUGUGGAGAAGGACCUCGCGCUGCCCGCCAUCGCCGUGAUCGGAGACCAGAGCUCGGGGAAGAGCUCGGUGCUGGAGGCGCUGUCCGGAGUCGCGCUGCCCCGCGGGAGUGGUAUCGUGACAAGAUGUCCACUCGAGCUGAAGAUGAAAAAGGGCCAGGAGGAAGACUUCUGGCAUGGGAAGAUCAAGUACAAGAAAGAUAAUGAUCAAGAUUAUGAGGAAGAGAUCGACGAUCCAGCAGAUGUGGAGAAAAAGAUAAGGGAAGCACAAGACCAUAUGGCUGGGGUCGGCGUGGGCAUUAGUGACGAGCUCAUCAGCCUGGAAGUGACAUCAGCUGAUGUUCCUGACCUCACACUCAUCGAUCUGCCUGGCAUUGCCCGCGUGGCAGUCAAAGGCCAACCAGAGAACAUCGGAGAACAGAUUAAGAGGCUGAUCCGAAAGUUCAUCACAAAGCAAGAAACCAUCAACCUGGUGGUGGUGCCGUCUAACGUGGACAUCGCCACUACUGAAGCGUUAAAGAUGGCUCAGGAAGUUGAUCCAAGUGGCGAGAGAACCCUUGGCAUCCUAACAAAGCCUGACCUGGUGGAUAAAGGCACCGAGGAUACAGUAGUGUCCGUCAUCCACAACGAAAUCAUUUACCUCACUAAAGGCUACAUGAUCGUCAGGUGCCGAGGGCAGAAAGAGAUCAUCGACCGCGUCUCUCUGCAAGAAGCCACUGAGAAGGAGAAGGACUUCUUUAAAGACCACCCACAUUUCAGUGAGCUGUAUGUGGAAGGCAAGGCCACCAUUGCCAGACUGGCAGAGAAGCUCACGCUUGAACUCGUCAAUCAUAUUGAGCGGUCUCUGCCACGACUGGAAGAGCAGAUUGAGGCGAAGUUGGCUGAAACUCAAGGUGAACUGGAUCGUUAUGGCUCAGGGCCUCCUACAGAACCAGGAGAGAGGAUCUUGUUCCUGAUUGAUAAGGUCACAGCGUUCACUCAGGAUGCCAUUAACCUCACGACUGGAGAGGAGCUAAAGAAUGUCCAAAAUCUCAAUGUCUUCUCAAGCCUGCGGAGGCAGUUUGUUCUCUGGAAGACUCAUUUGGACAACUCAGGAUACACGUUUAACAUUAAGAUUGAGAAAGAAGUGAAGGAGUAUGAAGAAAAAUACAGAGGCAGAGAACUGCCAGGAUUCAUCAAUUACAAGACCUUUGAGGUGAUGGUGAAGGACCAAAUCAAGCAGCUGGAGGAACCUGCCAUCAGGAGACUGAAGGAAAUCUCAGAUCUUAUUAGGAAGAGCUUCAUUCAACUUGCUCAAUACAGCUUCGUGGGCUUCCCUAAUCUCCUCAAAACGGCAAAGACUAAGAUUGAGUCCAUAAAGCAGGCGAAAGAGUCAGAGGCUGAGUCAAUGCUGAGGACUCAGUUUAAGAUGGAGCUGAUCGUCUACACUCAAGACAGCAUGUAUAGCAACACCCUGAGCAUACUGAAGCAGGAGGAGGAAGAAUAUCCUAGUGCUACUUCAUGUAGUUUAUACAAUCAGUCAGACAACAGAGCCACUCUUGAGGAACUGAUGCGUCACCUCAAGUCUUAUUACAGCAUUGCGAGUAAGCGUCUGGCUGACCAGCUGCCGCUGGUAAUCAGAUACCUGCUGCUGCAAGAGUCAGCAGUGCAGAUGCAGAGAGAAAUGCUACAGCUCCUGCAGGACAAAGGCAACACAGAUCAGCUGCUGAAAGAAGAUUAUGACAUCGGCAGCAAACGCAACAACCUGCAGAGCCGCCUGAAGCGUCUGUCGGAGGCCCGCAACUACCUGGUCAAGUUUUAGAGCCGCACAUAGUGUCUAUUUUGGAAAUGACGUUACUGUUGAUUACUUUAAGGCAAGAGAAGAUAGAAGAAACAAAAUGUAGAUUAUAUGAACAUGUUUAUUUAUGCUGUAAUAAACUGA
Hemibagrus wyckioides is the source of this 2028-nucleotide messenger RNA. Its product is annotated as interferon-induced GTP-binding protein Mx1. Gene Ontology annotation, biological process: defense response to virus. Gene Ontology annotation, cellular component: cytoplasm; membrane; nucleus. Gene Ontology annotation, molecular function: microtubule binding; GTP binding; GTPase activity. The transcript is spliced from 12 exons. Bases 31 to 1908 code for a protein of 625 amino acids. The record is from RefSeq and is a predicted model, not a curated record. NCBI's taxonomy places the organism in Eukaryota, Metazoa, Chordata, Actinopteri, Siluriformes, Bagridae.